AUGGCUUCCUUCAUUCCUGACGCGGACGGCCGCGCCUUCGUGACCGUGAAGAAUGAGGAUGGCAGCAGCAUCGUCGUCUACGAGCAAGGAGCCCACAUCACCAGCUGGAAGAACGCCAAGGGGACAGAAAUGCUCUACCUGUCCCCCAACGCCAUUAAAAAGGACCGUGUUCCCAUCCGCGGCGGCGUUCCUAUUAUUUUCCCGCAGUUCGGUAACCGCGGGCCUCUGACCCCCUCUCACGGCUUUGCGCGGAUUCGUCAGUGGAAGCUCGAAAACGUCGACAACGGCCGCGCUGUUUUCUCCUUCUUUGCCGGCAUCGACGAGCUCUCCGUGGAGAACAACAACUUCAACAUGUCGGACUCUCAGAAGAACGCCGUGCACCUCACUUAUACGGUCACCUUCAGCAACGAGAAGCUCACUCUCUCCGUAGACGUCCUGAACAGCAGCGAGGAGGUUGCGGCCAAUUUCCACUUCUGCUUCCACACCUAUUUCCGCGUGGAGGACGUGGCCAAGACUGUCAUCAACGGCUUCAAUCGAAGCAGCUACUACGACCAGACGAAAAAGAUGGACGGCAAAAACGAGAGCAUGGCGCUGCAGAAGCCAUCGCCGCUCUACACCAUUUCCAACGGCGAGGAGGUGGACCGGAUCUACCCGAACCAGGCCUGCGCCAUUGUGCUGCAGCAGCCCACCUCUGAGAGCGCACUGCACAUCAGCUCCACAACGCUGCCCGACGUCGUGCUUUGGAAUCCUGGAGAGGCGAAAUGCAAAAAGGAGGGCGAUGCAAGCGCCUUUAAAGAUCUGCCAGAGGAUGGCUACAAGCACUUUGUCUGCGUGGAGCACGGCUACAUCACCCGCAGGGUCACCGUUCCUCCUUCCUCCUCGUGGCACGGGAGUCAGUGCAUUACCGUUAUGGGCUCCACGCCGGUCGAGGCUAAGAUUUAA
Bactrocera neohumeralis is the source of this 942-nucleotide messenger RNA. RefSeq lists its product as uncharacterized. Gene Ontology annotation, biological process: carbohydrate metabolic process. The coding region runs from base 1 to 942 and encodes 313 amino acids. The record is from RefSeq and is a predicted model, not a curated record. NCBI's taxonomy places the organism in Eukaryota, Metazoa, Arthropoda, Insecta, Diptera, Tephritidae. Gene Ontology annotation, molecular function: carbohydrate binding; isomerase activity. The transcript has a single exon.